This is a messenger RNA of Quercus lobata, 3635 nucleotides long. It is a transcript of the gene SD2-5, whose product is annotated as S-domain-2 5. Gene Ontology annotation, biological process: protein phosphorylation. NCBI's taxonomy places the organism in Eukaryota, Viridiplantae, Streptophyta, Magnoliopsida, Fagales, Fagaceae. The coding region runs from base 1040 to 3490 and encodes 816 amino acids. Gene Ontology annotation, molecular function: ATP binding; protein serine/threonine kinase activity. The transcript has a single exon. The record is from RefSeq and is a predicted model, not a curated record.
UGUUCAGCAGAAAUCAUUGGAUCUGUCAACCUUCAUUAAACAAAGCUCUAUGCAUUUCCUAGAACUGUUGCGAAACCGCCUUACAAUGUAAAACCAAAGUUGUUCAAACAAAACAACCUACCUCAGAUCUCAAACUUCCAACUCUCCCUGUGAUAAAAAGCAGAACAGAGAGAGAGUCCCAUGUCUGAAACAACAACAACAACAACAAAAAAAAAAAAUCCACUUUUUAAUUUCUUCAACCUCACCCAACAUAUGAUAAUGAGGUAAACAAAAAAAAAUCACUGCUUCCUGUCUUAUAUACCAUAUUUUAGCUGAAAUAGCUUCUCCUUGUUUAUCCAUUUCUUGUUCUUUUGUGAUAUAUAUUUCCUCUUCUUUUUUUCACAUUAUUUUAUUGUGUUUUCUUUUCCUAACAACUUGUUUUCGUGUCAUGGCUAAGUGAGCAGUAGUAGUUCCAUGCCAGCCAUAAUUUAAGUGGGUGGGCCUCUUUCAAUUUAUGGCCAUGUGCAGUGUACCAGUUUAGCUGGCCCUAUCAUCUCUCUCUCUCUCUCUCUCUUUUCUGUCCUAUUGGUUCUUUCUUCAGUAUCAAAUAUAGAAAUUCUGAUCUUUAAUCAUGUUUCCUGAUGUGCUUUCUUAAAUUUCCUAUUUUGGGUUUUACAAGCUUUGUUGCCAAAGUCUAAGUUGGGAUUCAAAAGGAACUGGGUUGAUACGAGAGGACAGCUGAAGAGACUUUUUUGUAAGUGGGAACUGGGAACAAAUAGGUUCUCUUUUUGUUUGUUAUUAUAUCAUGUCUCCAUAACUUUUAGCCGAAUUUUUGGACAAUUCUGCAGUUUGGCAAUUGACCCAAUUGACAUUUGUUCAAAUUCUUAACCAUUUCCUUAGCGAGUUUUAGUUUUUGGGUUUUGGUACUGUGUUCAAAUGUAAACGCUUGAAUGUCAAUUUUUCUUUUUCCACAUCCUCUUUACAAUCUUCAAUUCUAUACUUCUUCCUAGACUUUUGGGUUUUCCCAAAUUUGUGUGAGUCUUAUGUUGUUGGAUUAGCCAUGGAAACUUGGAGCUUCUUUCUUUUCAUGGGCUUCACAUGGCUAUCUGUUGUCCUUCUCUCUGAGACAAGUUUGGCUAGUAUUCAAAGUUUUGGCAAAAUUCAGCCUGGGUUUCAAGCGUCUCAGAUGUUAUUUAUUGAUAAUAAUGGAUAUUUUCUUUUAUCCAACAACUCGAAUUUUGCUUUUGGCUUCGUUACAACCCCAGAUGUCACAUUGUUCCUACUAGUAAUCAUCCAUUUGCAGAGUUCAAGAACAGUCUGGUCCGCAAAUAGAGAUUCCCCAGUUGCAAAUUCUGAUCACUUUGUGUUUGAUGCGAAGGGUAAUGUGUACUUACAGAAAGGAAAUGGUGUGGCUUGGACACCAGAUACUAGAGGCAAAGGAGUUUCAGCUAUUGAAUUGCAGAACUCGGGAAAUUUGGUUAUGUAUGGGAAUAGAAGUGAAAUAGUUUGGCAGAGUUUUAAAAAUCCCACAGAUACCCUAUUGCCAAACCAAGAUUUUGUUGAAGGAAUGAAGCUCGUAAGCAAUCCCAGCUCUAAGAACUUGACUUAUAUUCUUGAGAUCAAGUCAAGCGACAUGAUACUUUCUGCAGGUUUUCCAACUCCGCAGCCUUAUUGGUCUAUGGGGAAGGACAGCAGAAAGACAAUCAAUCAAGUUGGUGGUGUGGUCACUAAUGCAUCUCUCAUUGCAAAUUCAUGGAAUAUCUAUGAUCAAAACAAAGACUUACAGUGGCAGUUUAUUUUCUCAACCGACACAAAUGCCACUUGGAUUGCAGUCCUAGGAAAUGAUGGCUUUAUCUCAUUCUACAAUCUCGAAGAUGGACAGUCAAGUAGUGCUUCACAAACAAAAAUACCGAACGAUCCAUGCAGCACCCCGGAACCUUGUAGUGCAUAUGUCACAUGUUUCAGUGAAAAAAUGUGCCAAUGCCCUUCAAUUCUUAGCUCCCGAAAUUGCAACACUGGGAUUGUCUCUCCAUGUGAUCACUCAAACGGUCGUACAGAGCUUUUAAAUGCUGGAAAUGUGCUCAAUUAUUUUGCACUUGGGUUCCUUACACCCUCUUCUAUUACUGAUUUGAACAGUUGCAAAGCCUCCUGUGAUGGUAACUGCUCUUGCCUCGCUUUAUUCUUCCAAAACAGUACAGGAGCUUGUUUUCUACUUGACAGCAUAGGUAGCUUCCAAAACUCUGGUAAAGGCUCUGGCUUCAUUUCAUAUAUUAAGGUCUUGAGUGAUGGAGGCAGUGGCGUAAGUAAUGGAGGAGGUGGAAGCAACCACAGAGGCUUUCCAUUUGUUGUGAUUAUAGCUAUUUCAACAGUACUUAUCAUCAUUGGUCUACUUUAUGUGGGAUUUCGAUACUACAGAGCAAAGAGACAAUUGCCUGAAUCUCCACAGGAGACUUCAGAAGAGGAUAAUUUUUUGGAGAACUUGUCUGGGAUGCCGAUUCGUUUCAAUUACAAAGACCUUCAAAGUGCAACUAAUAACUUCUCUGUGAAGCUUGGGCAAGGAGGUUUUGGCUCAGUUUACAAAGGGUCUCUCCCUGAUGGAACUCAACUGGCUGUGAAGAAGUUAGAAGGCAUUGGACAAGGAAAGAAAGAGUUUCGAGCAGAAGUUAGCAUCAUUGGCAGCAUCCAUCAUGUUCACUUGGUCAGGCUUAAAGGCUUCUGUGCUGAAGGAAGUCAUCGGCUUCUUGCUUAUGAGUACAUGGCAAAUAGGUCUUUGGAUAAAUGGAUAUUCAAGAAAAACAAUGAUGAUCAGUUCCUGUUGGAUUGGGAGACCAGAUUCAAUAUUGCAUUGGGAACAGCAAAAGGACUAGCUUACCUCCAUGAAGAUUGCGAUGCCAAGAUUGUCCACUGUGAUAUAAAACCAGAAAAUGUGCUUCUUGAUGAUAAUUUCCUUGCCAAAGUCUCAGAUUUUGGAUUAGCUAAGCUAAUGACUCGAGAGCAAAGCCAUGUUUUCACAACACUAAGGGGCACAAGGGGGUACCUUGCACCAGAGUGGAUCACAAACUAUGCCAUAUCAGAGAAAAGUGAUGUUUAUAGCUAUGGGAUGGUAUUGUUAGAGAUCAUUAGUGGAAGAAAAAAUUUUGAGCCAGAGGAAACUUCAGAGAAAUCCCAUUUCCCAUCCUAUGCUUUUAAGAUGUUAGAAGAAGGGAAACUGGGAGACAUCAUCGAUUCAAGACUGAAUAUAAAUGUAAAUGAUGAGAGAGUUUCUACUGCCAUUAAGGUUGCGUUGUGGUGCAUACAGGAAGAUAUGCAUCUAAGGCCAUCAAUGACCAAGGUUUUCCAAAUGCUUGAAGGACUCAGUGCUGUUCCUCACCCUCCCACUUCCUCUCCUCUGGGAUUUCGGCUAUAUUCAAGUUUCUUUAGAUCAGUCAGUGAGGAAGGCACUUCCUCAGGCCCAUCAGACUACAACAGCGAUGCUUAUCUUUCUGCUGUGCGGCUUUCUGGCCCAAGAUGACAUUCAAAACAGUUGCUGAAGAUAGGAGAUAGUGUUCCUGGAUGAGUUAUGUAUUAUUUUCCUUAGUUUUAAGCUCUUGUAAAUUUUUUUUUUUUGAAUACUCAAAUUUGUAAUACUAGCCAUAGCUUGAGCUUUCUUACAUGUU